UGCAGUUUUUGAAGUAUUAGUUGGCAACACUGUUUAAGGUAAACAAACAUAGUAGCCGCUUUGGUUACGAUUGUGGUUAUGACAGUAUUUUUGUAUUUAUAAAUGUAGGUUUAUUAAAAGCUUACAUGAGUAUUUAGUUUACAGCAUCUUUUGAUUGUUUUUAACAUCAUCUGUCAAAACUACAAGCAACAUUGUCUGAUUUCAGUAAAUUCAAUAUAAUGGCAAAUUCAGGCAGUAACAGUUUCUUGAAAGGACUUGCUGCUAAAGUAGCUAAGAAAAGAAAAUUAAAAACAAAUGAGCAGUUGAAGAAAGAGAUAGAAGAAUUAGACCCAAUUGAUGAAGAUGAUGAACCAGCCGCGAGGAAGGAGAGAACAAGAACGUACAGGCUCUGCCCGUACCUCGACACCAUCAACCGCCAGGUGCUGGACUUUGACUUUGAGAAGCUGUGCUCUGUUUCCUUGUCGAGGAUCAAUGUAUACGCGUGUCUCGUGUGCGGCAAGUACUUCCAAGGAAGAGGAAAUAACACACAUGCGUACACACACAGUGUAGCAGAAAGUCAUCAUGUGUUCCUCAACUUGCUUACGUUGCGAUUUUACUGCCUCCCAGAUAACUAUGAGAUUAUAGAUUCAUCCCUGGAUGACAUAAAGUACGUGCUGAACCCCACCUUCACUUCGGAGCAGAUCCAGAUGAUGGAUUCCAGCGACAAGCUGUCUCGUGCGAUUGACGGGACCAUGUACCUUCCUGGCAUCGUGGGGCUCAACAAUAUCAAGGCAAACGACUACUGCAAUGUGAUCCUACAGGCACUUUCUCACGUGACCCCGCUGCGCGAUUACUUCCUGCGAGAGAUCAACUACGCGCGCGUGAAGCGCCCGCCCGGCGACAGCUCGUUCCUCCUGGUGCAGCGCUUCGGGGAGCUGAUGCGCAAGCUGUGGAACCCUCGCAACUUCAAGGCGCACGUCUCGCCGCACGAGAUGCUCCAGGCCGUGGUGCUGUGGAGCAGGAAGAAGUUCCAGUUCACCGAGCAAGGAGACCCGGUGGAGUUCCUGUCGUGGUUCCUGAACGCGCUUCACCUGGCCCUGAACGGCUCCAAGAAGCCGGGCUCCAGCAUCGUGUACCGCGCGUUCCUGGGCCACAUGCGCAUCUACACGCGCAAGAUCCCGCCCAUCGAGCUGGAGGACCAGCAGAAGGCCGCCCUGCUGCGGAUGGACGAGUACCAGGAGAGCAUGGCGGAGUCCCCCUUCCUCUACCUCACGUGCGACCUGCCGCCGCCGCCCCUCUUCAAGGACGAGUUCCGCGAGAACAUCAUCCCGCAGGUCAACCUGUAUACUCUUCUUCAAAAGUUCAAUGGUCAAGCAGAGAAAGAGUACAAAACCUAUAAGGAAAAUUUCAUGAAGAGGUUUGAAAUCAUCAAACUUCCACCAUAUUUGAUUCUCUAUGUUAAGAGAUUUACGAAAAAUACAUUCUUCACCGAAAAGAAUCCUACGAUUGUGAACUUUCCAGUCAAAAAUGUAGAUUUUGGUGACAUUCUCACGCCAAGAAUAAAGGAGCAGCACAAGAACACUACUUACGACCUCGUGGCCAACAUUGUUCACGACGGAGAGCCGAUGAAGGGGACUUACAGAGUGCAUGUUCUCCAUAAAGGCAGUGGCAAGUGGUACGAGAUGCAGGAUCUUCAUGUGACGGACAUCCUUCCACAGAUGAUCACCCUCACUGAGGCAUACAUACAGAUAUACGAAUUGCGAACAUCAAGUUGAGGUAUCAGAUAAAGUUUUGUUGUGGAAACAUUGCUGAUAUUUUUACAUUAAUGUGUAUAGAUUUAAAUAUGUCUUCAUUAAAUACAUUUUUUGAGUA
This is a messenger RNA of Bacillus rossius redtenbacheri, 1851 nucleotides long. RefSeq names its product ubiquitin carboxyl-terminal hydrolase 39 (gene Usp39). Gene Ontology annotation, biological process: spliceosomal complex assembly; mRNA processing; protein deubiquitination. The transcript is spliced from 11 exons. The record is from RefSeq and is a predicted model, not a curated record. Gene Ontology annotation, molecular function: cysteine-type deubiquitinase activity; zinc ion binding. Bases 219 to 1754 code for a protein of 511 amino acids. NCBI's taxonomy places the organism in Eukaryota, Metazoa, Arthropoda, Insecta, Phasmatodea, Bacillidae.